GAAGAGGUGCCCCUCCUCCAGCCCCACAGCCCAGGACCUGCGUCUCCCUGCCUGGCUUCCCGCUGGCUUGGGAAGAUAGAGAAAAGAAGCCCUCACUGGGGGCAGGUCCCACCCAAGGUGGGGCCAAGAGCUGUCCAGGCCUGGGCCUGGAGGCAGGGCUGCCCUCUGGGCGUCCCUCCCAGUCUGGGGUCUGGGCUGCCAGGCAGCCAGAUGCUGACCCAGAAGGCCCCAGGCAUCUCCUCUGAGCCCAGAGGACUGGCAGGUUCCUUGCGGGGAAGAGCGCCUCCUGGGAGCCCCCUGGCCCGCCCGAGCACAGCCAGUAUGCCCAGGAUCACCCUGGGCGGCGUGGUGGUGGACUUCCCUUUCCAGCCCUACAAGUGCCAGGAGCAGUACAUGACCAAGGUCCUGGAAUGUCUGCAGAAGGUACCGCUGCGCGCCACCGGGGUGUCCACCGGGGUGCGUCAGGAAGGUGCAUGGCCUCCUGGAGAGCCCCACGGGCACGGGGAAGACACUCUGCCUCCUCUGCACCACACUGGCCUGGCGGGAGCACCUCCGAGACUCCAUCUCCGCCCGCAAGAUCGCUGAGCGGGUUCCAGGGGAGCUCUUCUCUGAUCAGGCCUUGUCCUGGGGGAAUGCUGUUGCUGUGGAUGGAGACCCCAUAGGUGACCCUCUGGGUGGUGGGGAAGGGACAGAACUGAGGACAGGACAAGUCCAGCUGGCUUCUGUCAUCUCUUGAGUAGAGUUCAGCAAGCAUUUUGUAGCUGACACACCCUUGCCCAUCGUCCUGGGCCUAAGUCUGGGGUCAGGGCGUUCUCAGGAAGCUAGGCAUGGCAGGCAGCUCCUGGCCCGUUUCUGGUGAGCCAGCACCCGGAGUCUGCAGGGCGGUUAGCUGCAUGCCUGGGUAAGGCAAACGCCGUGCCACCGUGGAGUCAUGACUGGCGGUGCUCCCUGUGCCUGGGCAGCUUGCUACUCCGACAUCCCAAAGAUCCUCUACGCCUCCAGGACCCACUCGCAGCUCACGCAGGUCAUCGGCGAGCUCCGGAGCACCUCCUAUCGGCCCAAGGUGUGUGUGCUGGGCUCCCGGGAGCAGCUGUGCAUCCACCCCGAGGUGAAGAGGCAGGAGAGUAGCCACGUGCAGAUCCAUCUGUGCCGCAGGAAGGUGGCAAGUCGCUCCUGUCACUUCUACAACAACGUAGAGGAGUGGAGUCAGGAGCAAGAGCUGAGCAGCCCCAUCCUGGACAUCGAGGACCUGGUCAGGAGUGGGAGCCAGCACAGGGUGUGCCCCUACUACCUGUCCCGGAACCGGAAGCAGCAGGCCGACCUCAUCUUCAUGCCGUACAAUUACCUACUGGACCCCAAGAGUCGUCGGGCACAUGGCAUCGACCUGAAGGGGACAGUUGUGAUCCUGGAUGAAGCUCACAACGUGGAGAAGAUGUGUGAGGAGUCGGCGUCCUUCGACUUGACCCCGCAUGACGUGGCUUCGGGACUGGACGCCCUUGACCAGGUUUUGGAGGAGCAGACCAAGCUGGCCCAGCGGAGCGAGUCCCACCCGGAGCUCAGCACCGAUGCCACCAACUCCGGGCUGAGCCUGGGGCUGGAGGACGUCGCGAAGCUCAAGGCCAUCCUGCUUCGCCUGGAGGCGGCCAUCGAUGCUGUUGAGCUGCCUGGAGACCGUGGGGGCGUCACCAAGCCGGGCAGCUACAUCUUUGAGCUGUUUGCCGAAGCCCAGAUCACAUUCCAGACCAAGGACUGCAUCCUGGACUCCCUGGACCAGGUCAUCCAGCACCUGGCAGGGCGUGCCGGAGUGCUCACCAACACGGCCGGGCUGCAGCGGCUCACAGACAUUCUGCAGACCGUGUUCAGUGUGGACCCCCCUGACAGCAGCCCUGGAUCUGGGGGAGGCCCUGAGGCCCUACAGCCCUAUAAGGUGCACAUCCACCCCGACACCAGUCCACGGAGGACGCCGCAGCGGUCAGAUGCCUGGAGCUCCCCUGCAGCCAGGAAGCAAGGGAAGGUGCUGAGCUACUGGUGCUUCAGCCCCGGCCACAGCAUGCGGGAGCUGGUCCGCCAGGGCGUGCGCACCCUCAUCCUCACCAGCGGCACACUGGCCCCCGUGUCCUCCUUCGCCCUGGAGAUGCAGGUCCCCUUCCCGGUUUGUCUGGAGAACCCACACGUCAUCGACAAGCACCAGAUCUGGGUGGGGGUCGUCCCCAAGGGCCCGGAUGGAGCCCAGCUGAGCUCUGCGUUUGACAAGCGGUUUUCUGAGGAGUGCUUGUCCUCCCUGGGGAAGGCUCUGGCGUUUGCAGGCAACAUCGCCCGCGUGGUGCCCCACGGUCUCCUGGUCUUCUUCCCCUCCUACCCCGUCAUGGAGAAGAGCUUGGAGUUCUGGCGGGCCCGCGACCUGACCAGGAGGGUGGAGGUGCAGAAGCCUCUGUUCGUGGAACCCAGGAGUAAGGGCAGCUUCUCAGAGGUCCUCGACGCUUACUACAAGAGGGUUGCAGCCCCAGGGUCCAGUGGGGCCACCUUCCUGGCCGUGUGCAGGGGCAAGGCCAGUGAGGGGCUGGACUUUUCAGACAUGAAUGGGCGUGGUGUCAUCGUCACGGGCCUCCCAUACCCUCCUCGCAUGGACCCCCGGGUUGUCCUCAAGAUGCAGUUCCUAGAUGAGAUGAAAGCCCGCAGUGGGGCUGGCGGCCGGUGCCUUUCAGGGCAGGACUGGUACCGGAUGCAAGCGUCCCGGGCUGUGAACCAGGCCGUUGGGCGGGUGAUCCGGCACCGCCAUGACUACGGGGCCAUCUUCCUGUGUGACCACAGGUUUGCCCACGCUGACGCCAGGGCCCAGCUGCCUUCUUGGGUACGUCCCUAUGUCAAGGUGUACGACAGCUUUGGCCACGUCAUCCGAGAUGUGGCCCAGUUCUUCCGCCUCGCUCAGAAAACCGUGCCAGCACCCCCACCCCGGGCUGUAGCCACGAGUCUGCGGGAGGAGGAGAGUGCCGUCCAGGCAGCCACGGCCUCCACCUUCCUUCCUCCAAGGAAGGCCAGAAGCCUGGACGUGCAUGUCCCCAGCCUGAGACGGAAGGCCACAGAACCGCCAUCCCCCCGGGAUGCUGAGGCCAGCCUGUGUGUGGAGUACGAACAGGAGUCUGGCCAGGCCCUGCGGAGACCCCUGGGGCUGCUGGCCGCCCUGGAGCAAAGUGAGCAGCGGGCCAGGGGCCCUGGGGACGAGACCCAUGAGGAUGAGGCUUGCAGUCACCCUGGCCCGUCCCCCUGUGCUAAGAGGCUGGCAGGUGAGCAGAGGGAAUGGAGGAAGAGGGUCAGGCUGACCAGCCACCCGGAACCAGUGGCUGACACGCAGGAGAGCAGGGCCAGGCUGUUCAUGGUGGCCGUGAGGCAGGCGCUGAGCCAGGCCAGCUUCCACGCGUUCACCCGGGCCCUGCAGGACUACAAGCGCUCUGACGACUUUGCCGCCCUGGUGGCCAGCCUCCACCCCCUCUUUGCUGAAGACCCCAGGAAGCACAGCCUGCUCCAAGGCUUCCACCAGUUCGUGCGACCCCACCACAAGCAGCGGUUUGAGGAGCUCUGUGUGCGGCUGACCGGGCGGGGCUGCCGGCCUGAGCGCAGCCUUCCCCCAGGGCAGCAGCAGCAGCCCGCCCCGGGCCCCUCUGGACAGACAGAACCUGAUCCCCAGCUGACCCUGUGUGAGGGCACGGCUAGGCAGCUGGACCUGCAAGAGCACCUGAACCACGGGGGAGCCCACCUGUCAACUGGGCCGCCCUUCGCAGGAGGCCCCCACAACUGCCCACAAGUGGGGUCCAGAGCCCCCCGAGCAGAGAAGCACCGCCAGCCUGCUGUGAAGGCCUACCUGGCUGACGCCCGCAGGGCCCUGGGCUCCACUGGCUGUAGCCAGCUCUGGGCGGCCCUGACAGCCUACAAGCAGGAUGGCGACCUGGACAAGGUGCUGGCCACGCUGGCUGCACUGACCACCGCGAGACCUGAGGACUUUCCCCUGCUGCUGAGGUUCGGCAUGUUCGUGCGGCCGCAGCACAGACUGCGCUUCCAGCAGGUGUGCGCAGACCUCACAGGCACGCCUACUCCGGGCUCGGCUGGGGAGCCGGGGCCACCCCAGGAAGAGGGGCCCCCCAUACCCCCCGAACUUGCUCAGGGGACAUCCGAGCCGGGCCCCUCACAGGUGGAGAGGCCCCAGAAGACCCAGAGCAAGAUCUCGACCUUCCUCAGACAGAAGCCAGCUGGUCCCGUGGGGGCUGACGGUGCCACCCAGGGACCCAGCCAGCUCCCUGAGCCUCCCCACGGGCCCAUGCCGUCUGAGCAGGGCUUUGUAUGCCGGGGCUGCGGGGAGGACACGGUGCUCUUCCAGUGCCACUCCUGCGACUUCCACAGCUGCAGGACCUGCUGGCGAGGACACCUCCAGGUCGGCCCAGCCCUGCAGUCCAGGGGGUGGGGCUGCCUGGCCCGUGGUGAAGCAGGAGAGCAUGGUCAGCAGCCUGCUGUCCCUGCAGGUCUCUAGGACAUGCCCCCGCUGCCAUGUUGCCACCAGAAAGCAGAGCGUCACACAGGUCUUCUGGCCAGAGCCCCUGUGAGCACCGCUGGGUCUGCAGAGGCUGCAGGCUACAGACCCCUUAGAGCCCAGCGUGGGCUG
Messenger RNA from Tupaia belangeri chinensis (Chinese tree shrew), 4654 nucleotides. RefSeq names its product regulator of telomere elongation helicase 1 (gene RTEL1). Bases 932 to 4522 code for a protein of 1196 amino acids. The transcript has 34 exons. Gene Ontology annotation, molecular function: hydrolase activity, acting on acid anhydrides, in phosphorus-containing anhydrides; DNA binding; ATP binding. Gene Ontology annotation, biological process: DNA replication; DNA recombination; negative regulation of DNA recombination. NCBI's taxonomy places the organism in Eukaryota, Metazoa, Chordata, Mammalia, Scandentia, Tupaiidae. The record is from RefSeq and is a predicted model, not a curated record. Gene Ontology annotation, cellular component: nucleus.